CCUCCAUCUGUAGCCGUUCACACAUCCCAUACAGUUUGUGCUGUUGACGUGGACCUGCCCUCACCUCAGCACCCAGGAAGUGAUUGACACACACACUCUCCGCAGGAAACCGAAACACAUUUACACGCUUCAGAAAGGUCCAGUUCAGAGCAUCCUGUGAUGUUGAAAUGAAGCUUGAUGAAAAAAUCGUCUCCUAUUUUGAAUCAUCCAACUCCCCAGUAGACAAAGAAGGGUACCUGUACAAAAAGGGUGAGAUAAAGACUUCAUAUCAGAAACGUUGGUGCGUGCUGAAGGGGAACCUCCUCUUCUACAAGGAAAGACCGUCCGACCGGGACCUGACAGGAGUGAUUGUUCUGGAGGGCUGCACCGUCCAGCUGUGUGAGUCCGAGGAGCAGUUUGCCUUCUCGCUGGUGUGGAGUGAGCCGGGGCUGCGAACGUACAAGUUUGCUGCAGAGGAUCAGGCCAGUCAGGAGAGCUGGAUCAAAGCCCUGCUGUCGGCCAACCACAGCUACCUGGCUCUUCUAGUGAUGGACCUGGAGAAGAAGUACAAAGAAGCCUUAUUUGAGUUCUCGAGUGAACCAGUCAACACUUUCGUCAUGCCAAAAUUCAACACAGCAGAAGCGGGAUAUCCUGCAGCAGGUCUAAGCACACAAACUUCAGCACCGUCUUUGUAUCCAGCACCAGCUGUGGGAGCAGGACCCAGUCUGAGCUCCAGUCAGAUGCUCCAAGCUUCAACCAUUUCAUCCAAAACAGCAAGUAAAAGAUCACCCAAACUCUGGCCCAAGAGGAAUGCAAAUGUGGUGCCUGUCAACACUCCUGCUCUGCCACUGGAGGAGUGGUCAGGGGCCUGUUUAGGUACCAUGGAGGAAUUUAGUAAAUUACAUGAAGAUUAUGGAAAAGAGGUGAAGGAACUGAUUGCUGAUUGGUUGAAGAGGGGACGAGGUGAUAAAGCUGUUCAGGAAGAAAACUUGAUAGAUUUUGGAUGAACAUAACUAAACCUAAACUUUAAUUCCAGUAUCUCUGGUUGCACUGCAAAACUAUAAUGUAAAUAGAAAUUACAGAAACUAUACUGAAGAUAUAUUUCAUAUAUUUCAUAUAUUUGUAUAUAUUUUGUUAGUUGUAUUUUAAUUAUUAUUUCAUAUAUUCAAUAAAUGGUCUAUGAUCUCCUG
Scatophagus argus is the source of this 1169-nucleotide messenger RNA. Its product is annotated as sesquipedalian-1-like. The record is from RefSeq and is a predicted model, not a curated record. Gene Ontology annotation, cellular component: recycling endosome; trans-Golgi network; early endosome. Gene Ontology annotation, biological process: endosome organization; retrograde transport, endosome to Golgi; receptor recycling. The transcript has 4 exons. NCBI's taxonomy places the organism in Eukaryota, Metazoa, Chordata, Actinopteri, Scatophagidae. The coding region runs from base 168 to 986 and encodes 272 amino acids.